Cyprinodon variegatus (sheepshead minnow) is the source of this 1130-nucleotide messenger RNA. Its product is annotated as proteasome activator complex subunit 1-like. The transcript is spliced from 11 exons. Lineage: Eukaryota; Metazoa; Chordata; Actinopteri; Cyprinodontiformes; Cyprinodontidae. Gene Ontology annotation, molecular function: endopeptidase activator activity. Gene Ontology annotation, cellular component: cytoplasm; proteasome activator complex; nucleoplasm. Bases 205 to 963 code for a protein of 252 amino acids. Gene Ontology annotation, biological process: regulation of proteasomal protein catabolic process; positive regulation of endopeptidase activity; regulation of G1/S transition of mitotic cell cycle. The record is from RefSeq and is a predicted model, not a curated record.
GAAAGUACGGCGCUGUCACAAAAGGCGUUCUGCUUUCAUUUUCGCUUUUUAUGCUGAGUAACUCCGAGCACUUUCCUUGUUCUGCACGGCGUCGAGUUACACGGAGAAAAAAACGAAUAUUUUCCAAUUUUUCAAACGCUUUUGUCAAAGCUGAUAUACUUUUAUACGCCCGCUUAAAUAAGUUGUCUUUUUUUCUGGGCGGACAUGACUUCUCUGGGUAUUCAGCUCGAGUCGAAGAAACAGGUGGAUGAAUUCUGCCAAAAGCUCACCAAGGAGGCAGAGCAGCUGCUUUCCAAAUUCUUCCCAGAGAAGAUUGAACAGUUGGAGAUGCUCUUGAAAACAUCUUUUAGCUGUGAUGACCUUGCAUCCCUGAAGGCUCCUCUGGACAUCCCAAUACCAGAUCCUGCAAAGGAGGAGGCCAAACGCAAGAAGAAGGAGGAGAAGGAAGCAAAGGAGGGGAAGAAGGACAAGGAAGGCGAGAAGGAGAAGGAAGAGGAGGAAUCAGGGCCUCCUUGUGGUCCCAUCUGCAGCAACGAGAGAGUGGAGAGUCUUUUGAAUGAGGUCAAACCUGAGAUCCAGACCCUGAAGGAGAAGCUGAACACAGUUUCCAUGUGGGUCCAACUUCAGAUUCCCAGAAUCGAGGAUGGUAACAACUUUGGAGUGGCUGUACAGGAGAAAGUGUUUGAGCUGCUGACCAACACACGCACCAAGAUCGAGGCCUUCCAGACCCAGAUUUCUAAGUAUUACAGUGAGAGAGGCGAUGCUGUGGCCAAGGCCUCCAAACAGCCCCAUGUGGGAGACUACAGACAGCUGGUACAUGAACUGGACCAGUAUCAGUACACCGAGCUUCGUCUGGUGGUCUUGGACAUCCGCUACACAUACGCGGUGCUGUUUGACAUCAUUAACAAGAACUAUGACAAGAUUAAAAAGCCCAGAGGAGACGGGAAGGCUCUCAUCUACUGAGGCGGGCGACUUGCUUCUUUUUUUUUUUAUCUUAAAACAAGCGACUGCUACUGUUGUAUAACACUGAUUAAGUUCCAAAAUACAUGUCCUGACAGAAAUUAGCUUGUUCUCUCCAAGUGAUGCAUGCAUUUUGUUUCAGAUUACAAAAAUAAAGCAACAAGAAUCUC